Messenger RNA from Glycine soja, 1059 nucleotides. Its product is annotated as multiple organellar RNA editing factor 2, chloroplastic-like. The coding region runs from base 92 to 805 and encodes 237 amino acids. Gene Ontology annotation, cellular component: mitochondrion. The record is from RefSeq and is a predicted model, not a curated record. The transcript is spliced from 3 exons. Gene Ontology annotation, biological process: cytidine to uridine editing; mitochondrial mRNA modification. NCBI's taxonomy places the organism in Eukaryota, Viridiplantae, Streptophyta, Magnoliopsida, Fabales, Fabaceae.
UUCUGAUAUUCGUGGAUAAAAAGGGUGGGAAUCGGAUUAGGUUCUGCGUGCACAGGCGAAAACCCUAAUCCUGAGGCACUGAAAGUGUGAUAUGGCAAGAGUCAUUUCCUCUUCCUGCGCACGCCUCGCAAUGCGCCUCUUCUCCACCACCACCACAGCCACCGCGUUCGCCGUCACUUUACCCAAACCCUCAUCACUCUCCCUCUCAUCGCGUCGAUUCCUCUUCCCUCUCUCCCAUGCCAUCGUCCCUCCCUCCACCCGCGUCGCCGGAAUCCGGUGCCGCGUUAACCGCGCCGGAGACUCGGCGUACUCACCGCUGAACUCGGGGUCGUCGUCUUCGUCGUUCAGCGACCGCCCCCCCACGGAGAUGGCGCCGCUCUUCCCCGGCUGCGACUACAACCACUGGCUCAUCGUCAUGGAGAAUCCCGGUGGUGAGGGCGCCAACAAGCAGCAGAUGAUCGAUUGCUACAUCCAAACCCUAGCCAAGGUUCUCGGCAGUGAGGAGGAAGCUAAGAAGAAGAUUUACAAUGUUUCCUGUGAGAGGUACUUUGGAUUCGGCUGCGAGAUUGAUGAAGAAACUUCUAAUAAGCUCGAAGGGUUGCCUGGUGUUCUGUUUGUGCUGCCGGAUUCGUAUGUUGAUCCUGAGAACAAGGACUAUGGUGCUGAAUUAUUUGUGAAUGGAGAGAUCGUCCAGAGAUCACCUGAAAGACAGAGAAGGGUGGAACCACAGCCACAAAGGCAUCAGGACAGACCACGAUACAAUGAUAGAACAAGGUAUGUCCGGCGCAGAGAAAACAUGCAGUGAAGGACCAAUUUGAGAUAGGGAGAGGGAUGUGAUGUACAUACACUAUGGAAGUACUUUGUUACAUGCACUAUUUUAGUCUUGCCUUUGGAGACAUUCCAUAUAUUUCCGGUGGGGUAACUCAAAUGUUUGUUGUCAAACUUCUAUGGCUGUAUCAGAUGGACACCUCUUCGUUAUCAUUUUUACUAUAAACAUAAUGUUGGACUCUUUUCACGUCAUUUUUUCCCCAACAAAGUUGCCAUAGGUGAUUUGGUUCU